GCGAUUGUCCGCCGGCUGUCGCGCGGUUUUGCUCCUUGGGUGCUCCCGGUCCGUGACAGCUGUCAAAACAAAGGCUCGGGGUUGAAAAUUCUAGCGCAGUGAAAAGAAAAGGGAAAAGACCGACGACAAGGGAAGGAAAAGAAACAACAGACACGGCAAACGUCGAACGGCCAUCGCACACACACACACACGCGUGCACACGGGUUCUGCUUUUCCGAGUUACGAAUAGGUGCCCGCACGCGAUGGGGGCCGCAUCCAGCAAUCCGCGUACGCUGGUCGUGAACAACGACUCACCCGCCGGCCUCAUCGACAUCUCCGACGACGUGGUGCAGCGGCUCAAGAGUGGCCUCCCGUCCAAGGCGCAAGGUCGGAACGGGUCGGACUCCCCGCAGCAGCAGCAGCAGCAGCAGCAGGGUGGUGGUGGUGAUAGCGGCGCGCCGGCCGGUCGUGGGCCCAGCUCCUACCCGAAUCCGCUACCGCCACCGUCCGUGGUGUACCAGGGCGAGCUGCCCCUGACCUCGAUGCAGGUGCUGCAGGAGAAGGAGCGGGAGCUGCGCGAGAACGACGUCUACUGGACGCAGCGGCUGAAGGCGCUCGAGGCCAACCUCGCCAAGACGAACCAGGUGCUGGAAAAGGAGUACAGCGAUGCGGUGGCGGAUGUGAAGAAGCGGUUCGCAACGACCGCCGUCCAGCAGCAGCUGCCCCCGUGCCAGGACCUGAAGGCGAAGGUGAUCGCGUGCUACCGGCAAAACCCGAACGAGACGCUGCGCUGUGCCGAGGAGGUGCAGCAGUUCACCGACUGCGUCAAUCUGCACCGCAUCCAGCUGCUGCAGCAGCGUACCGCCGCGGAAACGCCCAAGAAGUAAAUGCAAUCCUCCUCCCCCUCCCAGCACUGUCCGGCACUGUGCGGAAUGGCACAAACAGCAUACGGCGAGCAACGUAACAAAAAAAACAACCUUCUUGGCCACCGGCAGGCGGUUGCCACUGGCAUCGCUGCUGAAGCUUAAAUUCGCGUUUGCCGCGUGCGCUGUGCACCGUGCUGUCCUGCCCAGUUUGACGAGUUGUCUGGCUCUGUACCCCCCUCCCUCCCUGUUUAGCGAGCAUACUGAUGUCGAUCCCUUUAUUCGUUUGUAAAUAUAAACGCUAACUCAAACGACUUUA
Molecule: messenger RNA, 1161 nt
Organism: Anopheles gambiae (African malaria mosquito)
Lineage: Eukaryota; Metazoa; Arthropoda; Insecta; Diptera; Culicidae
Gene: Chchd3
Exons: 3
Coding region: 243-866 (207 amino acids)
Biological process (GO): inner mitochondrial membrane organization
Cellular component (GO): MICOS complex
Source: RefSeq, a predicted model, not a curated record